AUCAAUAUCGGUUGUCUCUUUAGCGUUAUUUUGGGGCAUCCAGAUAUAAAUUUAAAUAGAUCAGUGUUUUCUGUUAGUGAAAAUGUGCUCGUUACAUAUUUGCUGAGUUUUCCCAAGCCAACUCAGCACAAAAAAUAAAAAUGUGGUCUGAAAAAUGCACAAAUUAACAAAGGGUCUUAAGAAGAAAAAGAAAGGAAAAAAAUCGAAGCACAAAGAGGACGAUUUAUUUAAACCAGAAGAAUUAGAGGCAUAUCGCAAACAACACCAGACUGCUCCUUCACCGACUAGCGAAGAUAAAGAAAAGCCAGGAAAAGAAAACGAAGAUUGGAAAAAAUUUACUGCUGGGAUCGAUAGUGUUUUGAAAAAGACUCAAGAUGAUUUGGAUCGGAUAAAAAGUACAUCGUUUUUUCAACGAGUGACUGUCCCAUCUGCACCGGAAAAACAACCAAAGUCCGAAACAUCAACCCAAGAAUCUGCUCAACCUGUUGAGGAACCACGAAAAGCUCAAGAAGUAGGAAUUGUAGAAGUUUCUGAGUCAGAAACAGAAGAAGAAGAUGAAGAUAUUUUUGAUACAUCGUACCUGGAUGUUAUAGUAACUGGAGAAGUUAAAUUAGCCUACAUUCCAGAGUCUCCUACUGAGCAGCAGACAGGUGACGAUCCCUUCGAUACUUCGAUUGCCGAAAGGGCAAUUUUAGGCCCAGCUGUUGAGAGAAAAGGCAAAAAACUCGUACCAAUUGGUUCAGCUGUUGAAGUUCUAACAGGACGUGUCCAAGCACCUACUUGCGUUCCUGUGAAGAGACCGUCGCCCAAAAGAGCAAUUCUUCAACAAAGGGACCUCCUCCUUGGUAGUUUUGACGAAGGCUUUAAGGAAACAGCAAGCACAACAGAUACAAGCGUUUCGGAAUCUAAACCAACUCUUCUUGACACUGACGAUGCUCCACCUGACCUUGCAACGUCACCGAUUGAUUUAAGUAAGAACCUAUUGCCCACCACUCUAACUAAUCUUGCUGAAAAGAAAGAAGAAGCAACCAAUCACGUGCAAAAGAAACUGAUAGAAGAAUUUGUCAAUAAAUUUGAAGAAGAUGACGAUAUUGAAUUUGAAUUGUUAGCUGCUGAAAGUCUUUCUAAACCAGUUGUAACUGCUUCUUUACCAACUGGAGCAACAAAUUUAGUACUAGAAGAACAUUGGGACGCUUUUUCUGAAAAUCAAAUCGAUAACACCCAAAAAGGAAUUCCAGAAGAAGUUAUCGAACCUUUAGAAGACGAUCCUUUUGAUACAACUUUUGCAGAAAAUAUACUGCCCGGAAAAACUGAACUCAAGUUAAUAGAAAAGGAAAUACUGAGUACGGAAGAAGAUCCAAAAGCUUCCGUUCAAAUUACAAAGACCACUGAAAUUUUGUUGAAAGUAAUUCAACCUGCGCAACGAGAUCUCUUAGGAGGAAGUAACACCGAUCUUACAAAAUUAGGAGAAGAACCUUUAAAACCCCAAGAAAAGGUUGAUGAAAAUUAUAUUGAAUACUGCGACCCUUUCGAUACAACGUCUGUUAUCAAUACCAUAACUGAACCUUGUCAGACGGAAUUAAAAUACUUGGAAGAGGAACUUUUAAGCGAUCUGAAACAUAAGAUCCAGGAACCCCUGGACGACGAUUUUGAUCCACGAGCAGAAGAAAGGAACAUCAGAAAAGAAUCAUUAACGGAUAAAAAGGCAGUGGGAUUUGUGUUGCCAUUACAAGGCGCUAUUUACAACUCUUUAGCUGUAAAAGACGAAAAUAAGAAAGCAGCGAAACCUUUGACACCGUAUUAUAUAAGAGAGAAUUCUAUUCCAGAAAAAUUAUCGCCACCCGAAACAACAUCAGACGAUCCAUUCGAUACUUCUUUCGAUGAUAGGGCCAUAACAAACACUAAUGGGAACAGCACAUUUGCUGCCAAAUUUGAUUCAGUUCCAAUCAGUUCAACUCAGUCCUUUGAUUUAUUAACAACAGGUGAAGAAGAUACAGCAAAAGCAUUGACACCGGCAACAGAAGUUCCAUCUAAUGAUUUCGACAGUUACGUAGACCCUUUCGAUACUUCGAUUGCUGACAAUUUGGCUCCUGGAAAUGCUGAAUUGAAACAGAUAGAAAAGGAAUUGGUUCAUACCACAAUAUCUCCUACUAUUACACCGUCGUCUUCCCUAAACAGUACUAUCGCACAACCAAGUAAUCUUCCUGAUCUUCUUGAGGAAACCGUGGAACUGACACCUGUUAAACCAUUAACACCUUUACAAGUCGAUGAAAUUAACGAAGCUGAAUUUCUUGACGAAGUAGAUCCAUUUGAUACUUCGAUAGCUGACAAUAUUCAUUUGGGCAGAACCGAAAUAAAAUUAUUAGAGUCAGAACUAUUGUAAAACGCAAUGGCAAAUAACGGAGCUAAUCCUUUCCUUUUCGAGGAAACAUUCGAACAAGAGCAGCAACAACAACAAGCUGCAUCAAACCCAUUCCUAAUGAACGAAGAUUUUCUGUAUGGGAACGCUAGUCAAAUCGAUAAUCCAUUUUUGUCUCAAACUGCUGCCGCUGUUGCACCUAGCAACUCAACUAAUCCCUUUGCUUUUGAUCCUAUGGACCUUGGACCUGCUGAAGCGGAAACUGCCGUUAAUUAUGACCAAAACACCAUAAGCGCAGUCGAAACGACCGUAACCACAUCACCUCAAAAACCCACUCAACUAAAUCUGGCAUACACAAACACUGUCUCUAAUGUAAAUGAUUCAUUUGGGUCGCAUUUUUCUCAAGAUCAAACGCAGUCUCUUCAAGUUGAGUACAACCAAGCUCCACUCCGACCAUCGAUGCCUACAACAUCGGCAUCGAAGGAAACCCAAGACUUACUCAUGUCCGUAAUGGGAGCCAUGGACGCGACCAGUUCCCAUUUGCUAGAUAGGAUUCCUCCAACUAGAUCGCCAAGUCCUAUAUCAAUGAAAGAUCUUCACUCGCAGUGUCCAACGCCAGAACCAAGCGCUUGCGAAGACCUUCUUGACAUGGGAGAUUCAAGAAUGCAAGAGAUAGAGAACAACUCAGCUGUACAGAGUGUUUCUGAUUUUCAAUCACACGAUCUCCUAUCCCUUAAUGAAAGCAAAGCACCUGAUGUAAACCAAAAUCAAGUCAUUCCUGAUGCCUUUAAAAAUGAAGAAAUACAGCCUAAACCCAAACCGCCGCCUCCAAGGCCAGAACCUCCAAAAAAGCAGAUACCACCGCCUAAACCACCACCGCCAUCAAAACCACCCCCUCCACAUCUAGUGAACCCUCCUCAGGAAAAACCUAAACCAGUAGUAGAUCAAAACGUAUCUAAUGAAAUGAUAGACAUGUUGGGAGAUAGUAUCAGCGUUCAACCUGCUCCACCGGUUCAAAAGGCUUUUGCAUCCAAAGAAGAUAUACUUAACCUGUACAACAGAAAAUCGUCUGUUACUAGUCAACCAGUAGAAGAACCUAAAAUUGAUCUUUUAUCUGACGCCAUGGAAAUGGACACAAAACCAGAUCUAAUACAAGACCAUAAUUUAAUAGAAAGAUCAACGGUUUUUGAUACUAAGGAACCUACUGAUUUUGUUUCGAGUGAAAUCCUCCCAUCAGAACCGGAAAAGCCUUCAGUAGUUAUCGAAAAUAGUAAUAAUUUUACUUUAACGGAAGAUACCAAGGAGACUGACAUUAGUCAUGGAAGUUUCACGUCUCCAGAAAAAUCAAUAACGGAUUUUCAGAUGGAAUUAAACGACAAUCAAAGUAGAGGAUCCAUUUCGAGUAGUAGUUUCAAUCCAUUCAUGGCUACUGAAAAUAGUACUGAGCCGAUACCGGCUGUGAUUAAGCAGCAACCUGAUAUUCUUGGAGAGAAUACGUAUUUGCCACCUAGUAAUGCUGUACCAGAAACUGCUCCAACGUCUGUAAGUCAAAUGGUAAAUUUCUCGCAACCCCCCAAACAAGAAGACGAAUUCGACGCAUUUACGGCUAAAUUCGAAUCGGUCACAAAAGAUGAGAAUAAGAACGGCGUCUUUGAUGCUUUUUCUGGCAAUUCAAACGCAUGGGGAAAUAGUAACGAUUUCGGCGGAACUGGUUUCGCUGGAGGCUUCGAAAACGAGGAACCCUUUGACAAUUUUCUUACACUCCAAGAGCCCCCUCAAGUACCUCAAAGCACUCCAAACAGAAUGUCGAAAGCGCCCUCGCAAGACUCUGAAGAAGAGAAAGACUUUUCUGUGUUUAUAAGGCCAAAAGUUGAAUCUAAUGCUUUCGGCGACGAAAUUAUGCCUUCCAUAGCUCCACCGCCUGUUCAAACCCAAAACGCCUUUUCAGAAAGCUCUCCAAGGUUUAAUCCAUUUGACCAAGCAAAACCCACUACUGAACUCAUAUCUUCUCAAGAACCAGCCCUGGUGUUUGAUGAGGCAAAAAUUCAAAGAACAGAUUCUGCCGAAACCCCUCCAACUCCGUUAUUUGAUGAGGACGUGUCUCAACCUUUAGAACCGUUUCCUCGAACAACGCUAAAAAGGGAAGAAUGGGAAAUGCACUUGAGGCAGCCCAAUAAGAAAAAAAUUACUGGGCAAAGAUUCUGGAAGAAAAUAUUUGUUAUGUUGGUUCAUCAACCAGAUUGCGUGCUACUGCAAUUAUAUAAUCAGAAGGGUGACAAAGACCCAUUCCAAGAGCUUCCACUUCAACCCUGUUACUCUGUUUCGGACAUAGGUGCCCAACAAUAUGAUCAGUACGGAAAAAUUUUCACUAUCAAACUUCAAUACAUCUUCUACAAAGAACGUCCUGGUGUACGACCCGGUCAAGUCAAAAAGGCAGAAAGAAUUACGAAUAAACUAAGUCAGUUUGCUUCUUACGCUAUACAGGGGGAUUAUCAGGGCGUUAAAGAAUUUGGGAGCGACUUGAAAAAAUUGGGGUUGCCGGUAGAACAUGCCCCCCAAGUGUCCCAGUUAAUGAAGUUAGGAUCCUUAAGCUAUGAAGAUUUAAAACAGUUUUCUGUCUGUGUGGAAGAAGCUCUCUUUCGUCUUUCAGCUCAUCGGGACAGGGCGUUGCAUUAUAAAAUGGAAGAAGUUCAAAUUACAACUGUGGAUGAACUUUACGUCGAACAGGAAUCAGACGGUCAUAUAGAAAGACAGAUAGCAAGAGUACGGCUAUUCUUUUUGGGAUUUCUAACCGGAAUGCCUGAUAUAGAAUUAGGCGUUAAUGAUUUACGAAGACAAGGGAAGGAAGUCGUAGGGCGUCAUGAUAUCAUUCCAGUCGUAACUGAAGAGUGGAUUCGACUUGAGGAAGUCGAAUUUCAUUCAUGUGUCCAACAAGACGAAUACGAAAACUCACACAUUAUAAAAUUCAAGCCCCCCGAUGCGUGUUACAUUGAACUGAUGCGAUUUAGGGUACGACCACCCAAAAACAGGGAGUUACCUCUUCAAUUAAAAGCUUCCUUGAACGUGACGGGAAAUAAAAUAAUUUUAAAAGCAGACGUUUUGGUACCAGGAUUCGCUUCCCGGAAAUUAGGACAAAUACCCUGCGAAGAUGUAAUGAUAAGGUAUCCGAUACCAGAAUGCUGGAUCUAUCUGUUUAGGGUUGAAAAACAUUUUCGAUAUGGUUCUGUUAAAUCAGCACACAGAAGGACUGGUAAAAUCAAAGGAAUUGAAAGAAUUCUUGGUACUGUUGAUAAUUUACAAGAGAGCCUAAUCGAAGUGACUUCCGGUCAAGCAAAAUACGAGCAUCAACACAGAGCGUUAGUUUGGAGAUGUCCAAGACUUCCUAAAGAAGGCCAAGGGGCCUACACAACCCAUAACCUUGUUUGUCGUUUGGCUCUUACAAGUUUCGACCAAAUGCCGGAACAACUUCCUGAUUACUGUCAUGUCGAAUUUACCAUGCCCGCAACUCAAGUUAGCCACACGACGGUUAGAAGUGUUAGCUUACAAAAUUCUGACAGUGAUGAACCCCCGGAGAAAUAUGUGCGGUACUUGGCAAGACAUGAGUACAAGGUGGGUAUCGAGCAUACAGAGGGCGAAUCUCAAGCAGCUUACGAAGUGGUUACAGCCGCUAAACCUGCUGCUAUAAUUGAAGAAGAACCAACACGUGCUGUUCAUGCAGAAUCAGAAAGCGACGACAGUGAUUAAAAUAUGCGAGCAAAUAUGUCAUAUGAACCAAACUUUUUGUAACAUAUGUAGCGCAGAUAAAAUCUCGCCCAAGUGUUGGCAGCUACCAAAAACAAUAUUUCUGAUAGUUAUUAUACGACAAAUAGGUAUACACGAUAAGUUAAAUAAGAUAACCAGGCAUUCCUUGCGGAUUGUAUAUUAAGUAUAACUGUUUAAUGCAAAAAGUCAUUCCGUAGUUAUAAUAACAUGUAGUCGUUAAAAUGCUUCAAUGUCUACUACUUACUAUAAAUAGCUUAAAAGUAAAUGUUGCAUUAUCGACAAAUUUUUAGUUUUUCGUACGAUUAUAAUAACUUGUAAACUGUAUUUAUUAUUAGUUAUUUAGGUAUUUGAUUGCACAUUAUACAUACAUACGAGCUGUGAAUAUGACCUGAGGUAUCACUGUUGUAAUCUUAUUUGUAGCUUUAUUAUACGAACCCUAUCUACCAGAGGUGUUAACAAAAGGAAUAUUUAAUACAAUUUUGUAAUAGCAUGGAAACUGCUUUUUAACUUUUAACACAUCAAUCCAAUGUAAAUCUAUA
Messenger RNA from Agrilus planipennis (emerald ash borer), 6660 nucleotides. Its product is annotated as protein stoned-B-like. Gene Ontology annotation, biological process: intracellular protein transport; synaptic vesicle endocytosis; clathrin-dependent endocytosis. Gene Ontology annotation, cellular component: synaptic vesicle; AP-2 adaptor complex. The record is from RefSeq and is a predicted model, not a curated record. The transcript is spliced from 20 exons. Gene Ontology annotation, molecular function: clathrin-cargo adaptor activity. NCBI's taxonomy places the organism in Eukaryota, Metazoa, Arthropoda, Insecta, Coleoptera, Buprestidae.